AUGAUCCAUGCUGUAAAUAAAAGAGCGAAGGAGCUGCUCAACUUGAAGGGGGACGACGUGCCAUACCCCCGCCAUGAGUAUGCCCUUGGCGACGACCCUCGUCCAGCUCCAAAGCAGUCUCCUCCCCAGCAACCCUUUCCUCUGAAUCCAAGCAGAGCAGCAGCCUCUCCCAAGUCUCCAAAAGGGCGCUACGACGAUGCGUUCAGACAUGUCUUCCUAGAUUCAGGAACCGACUAUGAAUGCACACAAAGUGAUCUAGAUGUGACCGGAGCAUUAGCUCGACGAGAGUGCCCGACAGACAGCCGUGAAGGUCGCGAGGCUUGUGGAAAGAAAUGGUUCCCUCAACGCAACGAGGGACCAUUCGUCUCCCCAAGGCAAGCAUGUUUGGACAUAUACAACCACAACACCUCGCGCAGAAAACCAGGCAAUUUGGAACUGGAGGCCAUUGCGCGCCUUCAAAAAGCAAUAACUGCAGGGCGUGGUGGUUCCUGGGGUCCUGAUCUCAUCAUCAAAGCAUUCUGCGACCUUGACAUUGUCUUCUUCCGUGGUCGGCUUCGAGGUCACGUUUGUGUCCGCUGGCUGCCAGAUUGGUCUGAGCAUCGGUGUACUACAUGGGGCUCCACCAUAUACUUGGGCGAUAGCAAAUGUGCAAUAAACUUGAAUGCGGACACGAUCCUGUGCAAGUACAGGCAGCCGCUCGAAGGGAUGUUCGCUACGAUGUUGCAUGAGAUGUGUCGUGCGGACGCGUUAACUCAGGUCAUCGAAGGCGAGAUGAUGAAAUGUGCAAGCCAUGGAAAGAAUUUCGGCACAAGGUACUACGCUGUGAACAAGAGGGCCAAAAAGCUAUUCAACCUCUCGCUCGUGGUCCAUCCUGAGGUGAAGUAUCCACAACACAAAUACGAGAAAGGCGAGGGGUAUCCGUAG
Messenger RNA from Letharia columbiana, 924 nucleotides. RefSeq lists its product as uncharacterized. The transcript has 2 exons. NCBI's taxonomy places the organism in Eukaryota, Fungi, Ascomycota, Lecanoromycetes, Lecanorales, Parmeliaceae. The coding region runs from base 1 to 924 and encodes 307 amino acids. The record is from RefSeq and is a predicted model, not a curated record.